UGCAUAUUCUUAGUCUUUUGUGCCUUUAAGCUGCGGACUCUGUCUGGUCGGAACCCUAACAAAACUCUCAUUUGUCUCACGAAGAUCUGGGUUUCCAAAGAUCUCUUUGACGCAGAUGUUGCUUUGUUCAUGUGGGUGAUCUUUUAUUUAGCUAAAGACAAUGCCUUGGGUGAAAUUUAAAUAGAGAUUGUAGUUUGAUUUUGCCGUUUUCGCCUUUGAAUAUUAUUGGUUGCAAUGGAUGGAGAUAAUAAUUUGAAUAUGCGUAACUGGGGUUACUAUGAACCUGCACCAUCCCUUAAAGGCCAUCUGGGUCUUCAGCUUAUGUCGUCCAUGCCUGAAAAACCGCUUAUUGGGGGCCGCAAUGCUGCGGUUUUGGCUGGUGGGAAUGGGGCUUUUCACCAUAGGGAUAUGGGGGUUUCCCAUUCAGCAUUCCCCAUGGAGUACAUGAGGGAUGCUUGGUUUAAUCAGAGGGAGAAAUAUAUUAAUGUAUUAUCCGGAAACCCCAGCUAUGGGGUUUUGCCCGAGACGUCCUCGGCUCAACAUGUGCAGAUGGUUCAGGCACCUGAUUUGUCCAAGGAUGAAAGGAUCGUGAGUACUGAAGAGACGGGUAUUGAGAAGGAAAACGGACCUAUUAAGAAAAGGCAGGCGCCAAAGGCCCCAAAAUCCCCAAAAGAGAAGAAGGCGAAGAAAGCCCCUCGUGCACGGAAGGCUGAGAGUAGUCCUUCUGUUCCACGAGCAAGGUCUGCCGCAAAAAAAACCACGGAGAUUGUUAUAAAUGGGGUUGACAUGGAUAUAUCGGGGAUUCCCAUCCCGGUUUGCUCAUGUACUGGGGCACCUCAGCAGUGUUAUCGAUGGGGAUCUGGUGGGUGGCAAUCUGCGUGUUGUACAACUAAUAUGUCAAUGUAUCCCUUGCCAUUGAGUACCAAACGACGUGGAGCAAGGAUUGCAGGUAGAAAGAUGAGUAUAGGAGCGUUCAAGAAAGUUUUGGAGAAACUUGCAGCAGAAGGUUACAACUUCUCUAAUCCGAUUGAUCUGAGGACCCACUGGGCCAAACAUGGAACAAAUAAGUUUGUCACCAUCAGGUAGAUGUAUUAUGUGGAACUUUAUUUUGGCCAUCCACUGCAUUCAGCAUGAUUCUCUUGUGUAUAUAUGUAUGUGGCCUGCAGCAGAGGCUUCUGAGGUAGCUUGUAGUUGAUGAGUCUUCUGUCAUGUAACAUGUUUUUGAUAUUUCGCCUUCAGAUUCUCCUGAUAUGUUAUUCUAUUCUCCUUUUCCCGUGUUUUAGAGACAUUAAUUUUACUGGAUUCUCAGAAACAGAUGUAACGAGAAAUCUUUCAGAUUCUUGUAGCAAGUUUUUCCUUCCUGACCUUGAUGUGAUGUUCGACGAACAUCUCUCUGCUGCUUGGCAUUUGUACUUCAUCUUAAUGAAUUCAGUGUCACUAACUUCUUGCUUCU
Messenger RNA from Corylus avellana, 1453 nucleotides. RefSeq names its product protein BASIC PENTACYSTEINE2. Gene Ontology annotation, biological process: response to ethylene; nucleosome assembly. NCBI's taxonomy places the organism in Eukaryota, Viridiplantae, Streptophyta, Magnoliopsida, Fagales, Betulaceae. Gene Ontology annotation, cellular component: nucleosome; nucleus. Gene Ontology annotation, molecular function: structural constituent of chromatin; sequence-specific DNA binding; DNA-binding transcription factor activity. The record is from RefSeq and is a predicted model, not a curated record.